Messenger RNA from Desarmillaria tabescens, 1623 nucleotides. RefSeq lists its product as uncharacterized. Gene Ontology annotation, molecular function: metal ion binding. The record is from RefSeq and is a predicted model, not a curated record. Lineage: Eukaryota; Fungi; Basidiomycota; Agaricomycetes; Agaricales; Physalacriaceae. Bases 212 to 1552 code for a protein of 446 amino acids. The transcript has 10 exons.
UGAGCUUUCAGUCGGCUAAUUACCGCAAAGUCCGGCGGGCACAGGGCUACGGCACUUUGACCUGUACACGCAUCAUGUCUCAUUACUGACGACCUCUGGGUACACUCGUCACCUCCUUUUCAUGGUCCUCGACUUCUGCAAGGAGGAUUACUGUUUUCACAGCAUUCCCUCUGUAAUAGACUAUAGAAACGCAUUCUAUUUAUCAUAACGAAUGGAUCGUCCACUGGCAACCGACGGGCACAAUGACGGUCCUCUUAUGCAAUCUUUAAUCUCUCAACAGACCGAACUAUUCGGCGAAACAGUCCUCGAAAAUGAACAACUGCACGGUCGGGUUCAAGAGCUUGAAAGAGAAGUGGCUGUUUGGAAGCAGGGAUAUAUCAAUGCAGAAAAUCAAACAAACUUGCUGCAGAAGGAGGUGGUCCACUUACGACAGAUGACUGAAUCAUUAAAGGAAGAUAAUCCUUUAAUCCUUGCGCUCGUGGAUGGUGACGGAAAUAUUUUUUCCGAAGAACUGCUUCGUCAAGGACAGGCCGGAGGACGAAACGCGGCUAUGAUGCUCACGAAAGGUCUAACUGAUUAUACAGCGGCCGUUGAUGCACGUAUAUCUGCCCGCUCCAGAGUGUGGCUCACCGUAUACUGUAACAAGCAAGGCCUAUCCGAUACAUUAGUCGCCAACGACGUUUGCACAUCAGAGCAAUUUGAAGCAUUUUUCCUGGGAUUUAACCAGGCGGCUCCUUUGUUUUCGAUAAUUGACGUGGGCACCGGAAAAGAAGCAGCGGACACAAAAAUAAAAGAGCACUUGCGUCUCUUCACUCGCUUUCCACAAACAUUCCUAAUAUAUUUUGGCGGAGCCCAUGACAAUGGCUACACCUCGACUUUAACUUCACUGCAAAAUGAGGGUCUUCUCGGCAAAAUUGUUCUCCUUAGAGGCUACAAAGAGCUAGCCGUAGAACUGAAACACCUGCAGCUCCCUGUUGUGGAAGUAGGCGGUGUUUUUAGAUCAACAAAACUUCCAGGUCACGUCAGGCAUGGUUCGCAAAAGCCUGUCGGGUAUGUCAGCGCGCCCGAGUCAAAAACCAACGGGGCAAAGGCAACAGGACCACCAAAAUACCUCAACCCAAAUCUGAUUGUGACCUUUCUUUCUGUAGAUAAACCGCCGCCGUGUACGUUUUACUACUUAGGCACCUGCAGGCAUGGUCCUAAGUGUACUUUCGGGCACGAUUACACCUUAACUCAGAAGAAUCUCAUUGAGAUGCGAGAGAAUUCCAAGAAGUUUCCUUGUGCAAUUUUGAACAAAGGGAAAGUAUGCCCUUCGGGAGACGACUGUAUCUCUGGUCACUUUUGUCCCCGUGGAAACACCUGUUCUUUGUUCAAAGAAGGCAAAUGCAAAUUUGUCGGAAAGAACAUGCAUUCAAAACCUAAAUCAUCAAAGCCCUCUGCUCCUUCGAGCGUGGUGGAUCCAGCUGAUGAUACUUUGUCCCAGAAUGGCAUUGGUACAAUGUCAGAUAUUGAUUACAGCUCUUCAGGCUCCAGCCAUCCUCAUGAUUCCUAAUUUGUUAUAGUUAAUAAAAUCCUUGUCAAACUGUAUUUCUGUGGGAGAUACAUUAUUGUCUAUAUCCGAGA